Prunus armeniaca (apricot) is the source of this 735-nucleotide messenger RNA. The record is from the annotation of a GenBank genome assembly. Lineage: Eukaryota; Viridiplantae; Streptophyta; Magnoliopsida; Rosales; Rosaceae.
AUGAGCAAGCUGACAUCUCCUUCUCCCUGCUGCAAUGGCAAUUCAGACCACCCUUACCUUGUCUCCAUUAAAGACCCAGAAGGCCCCAAAACGCUCACUAACCCAUUGAUCUCCAAAAGCACAACGUCCCAACCAGAGCAAGUACAGAAGAAGCUACAACUAAACGCACACCACCAAACACACAAACCCCACCAAAAAUCCCAUUUCUCCUCGGCUCUAAAAGAAGACAAUUCCGUAGCCAGCAUAGCUUUUCCCAUGAUACUCACUGGCCUUUUACUUUACUCCAGGUCAAUGAUCUCCAUGCUCUUCCUCGGCCGUCUCGGCGAGCUCGCUUUAGCCGGCGGGUCCCUUGCCGUCGGCCUUGCUAACAUCACCGGUUACUCGAUUCUCUCUGGCCUUGCCAUGGGAAUGGAACCCAUUUGUGGUCAAGCUUUUGGUGCCAAAAGGCAUACGCUGCUUGGCCUCUCUUUGCAGAGAACAGUACUUCUUCUGAUAUUUACAUCCUUACCAAUUUCUCUUCUGUGGCUAAACAUGAAGAAACUCCUCCUCCUUUGUGGCCACGAUGAAGCAAUUGCCUCUGAAGCUCAACUUUACCUCCUCUGUUCUCUCCCUGACCUUCUUGCUCUGUGUUUACCGCACCCUUUGAGAAUUUACCUCAGAACUCAAUCCAUUACCCUGCCUCUAACAUUUUGUGCCACUCUAGCAAUCAUUCUUCACAUUCCCAUCAAUUACUAG